Molecule: messenger RNA, 1168 nt
Organism: Rhododendron vialii
Lineage: Eukaryota; Viridiplantae; Streptophyta; Magnoliopsida; Ericales; Ericaceae
Exons: 2
Coding region: 354-1109 (251 amino acids)
Source: RefSeq, a predicted model, not a curated record
UUGGAUGAAAUGGUGGUAUUUUGUUUGUAAAAGGUAGGUUAUGGAUGCUAUGGGCAAUGAGAAGCAAUUCUCUCCCAAAAGAGAAAAAUUAAGAGCUAAUGAAGAUUCACAUGCAAAUGGUUGAUAGGUUUAUUGUAAGCUUGACUGUUUGUGCAGUCCCAUUAUGUGCCCAAAACUAAUUAGGACAUGACACAGAUACGGACAAAUCAAGCUUAUAACUAGACAUGGUAUAUGCAUGUAUACAUGAAGUCGUGUUGUUUUCUGGGUAUUUAGUUGGCCUAAUUUCAGUUUUGACUCCAUAUAAAUUGUGACCUUAUUUUAUUUGGCCUAACAUAAGUUGUGCCCUAAAACAGAUGGCAAGAAUAACAAAACGUGAACGAAGAAAGAAGGUAAACUGUGAGGCAUUGUUAGCACUUCUAUGUGUCAUGAGAAUAGUCAAUAAUGUUUUGAGCCUGUAUAUUGUAAUUACGGACUUGAUUGGCAAAAGGGUUCGACAAAGGCCUCGUUUGCAUCUGAAUCCUAAUGUCUACCAACACCAAAUAGAUGCACUUAAUAGGUUGGUACGCGGGAGUGACACAGAUUGUCACAAUCAAUUGAGGGUAAAUAGGUAUACCUUCAUGACUUUGUGUCAUUUACUUGAGCAAAAUGGACUAGAGGAGUCUAGGAAUGUCACUCUUGUGGAGAGAGUUUCGAUAUUUUUGUGGAUUCUUUCGCACCAUACAAAAAAUAGGCGUACGACUUUCCAAUUUUGGAGAUCGGGGGAAACAAUUAGUAGGCAUUUCAUCGUUGUUUUGCUGGUGGUGUUGCACCUUCACAAUGUCUUGUGGCAUCAUCCAGAAGCUAUUCCUGCUAAUGAGCCGGAUGUUAGGUGGAAAUGGUUUGAGAAUUGUCUAGGGGCUUUAGACGGUACCUUCAUACCUUUCCUCCCCCCAAUCGAAAUGAAGGCACGCUUCAGGUCAAGGAAGGGUGACUACGCGACAAAUGUGUUAGGAGUUUGUAGUCGAAACUUACAAUUCAUAUAUGCGUUGUCUGGUUGGGAAGGCUCCGCCACAGACUCAAGAGUGCUUCGAAAUGCCUUAGUGAGGCGUUACGGGUUGAAAAUUCCAUAGGGUAUGUCACUUUACCUCCUUUCCAUUAGUCAACAUACGUUCACAUUUGUGUAAACGUA